CGCCGCCCCGCCGCGGCUCUCGCGCUCUGCAGCCUCCUGCUGCAGCUCCGGCCCGGGCUCGCGUGCCCCGCGGGCUGCGCCUGCACCGACCCGCACACCGUGGACUGCCGCGACCGCGGGCUGCCCAGCGUGCCCGACCCCUUCCCGCUGGACGUGCGCAAGCUGCUGGUGGCCGGCAACCGCAUCCAACAGAUCCCUGAGGACUUCUUCAUCUUCUACGGAGACCUGGUGUACCUGGACUUCAGGAACAACUCUCUGCGCUCGCUGGAGGAGGGCACGUUCAGCGGCUCGGCCAAGCUCGCCUUCCUCGACCUCAGCUACAACAACCUCACGCAGCUGGGCGCCGGCGCCUUCCGCUCGGCCGGGAGGCUGGUCAAGCUGAGCCUGGCCAACAACAACCUGGCGGGCGUGCACGAGGCCGCCUUCGAGACCCUGGAGUCGCUGCAAGUGCUGGAGCUCAACGACAACAACCUGCGCAGCCUCAACGUGGCCGCCCUCGAGGCGCUCCCCGCGCUGCGCACCCUGCGCCUGGACGGGAACCCCUGGCUGUGCGACUGUGACUUCGCACACCUCUUCUCUUGGAUCCAGGAGAACGCCUCCAAACUGCCAAAAGGCCUGGACGGGAUCCAGUGCUCCCUGCCCACUGAGAGCCGGAGGGUGGCCCUGCACGAGCUGUCGGAGGCCAGCUUCAGCGAGUGCAGGUUCAGCCUGUCGCUCACGGACCUGUUCAUCAUCAUCUUCUCGGGCGUGGCUGUCUCCAUCGCUGCCAUCAUCUCCAGCUUCUUCCUGGCCACCGUGGUGCAGUGCUUCCAGAGGUGCGCCCCCAACAAGGAUGCUGAGGAUGAAGAUGAAGACGAGGAUGACUGAGCCCCCUCCUCCGCUCAUGUUCUUGCUGUCCUGUCCCCACCAGUGGAACCUCUGUUAGAGGGAAACACUGAAAACACCACAGCACCGGCCACCGUCAGUGAGCAGGACAGAGCCUGCUCCGUGUCGGGACCCUGGGUGCCUGCUGGGACCUGGAUCUCAGAGUUUAGAAGCAGCAGAGUGGAGAAGCCCAGGCAGGAUGGAGAGAUGGUUCCCUAGCAGAGCCCGCCUGGGCAGAGAUGGGUAUGGGGAGAAGGUGGCCUAGUCGGGCUUCGUGGCUGCUGGCUCCUGAGGAGAUGUAAAGACCGUGGCCUCCAACUGUAAAGAUGCUUGCACGGGUCUUUGUCUGACCUGCACCGGAAGACCAGGAGCCAUGUCCUUCCUCCCAAGAGGCAGCAGCUCAUCAGCAGAGAUUCAAGCUCAAGUUCAAACCAUCCUCCAUGGGAGCAGGAAGUCUCCUCUUCAUCUAGUAGGCUCAGCAGCCUUGGGAUUUUAUAGGAAAACAAAUAAACAUGUGCAGUAGAUGAUGUCUGUGUUCCCCUGGCCCCCCUGUGUGAUGGCAUGUUGAGGUGAGGCCUCUGGGACGUGCUGACGGAGCCCUCCUGAAUGGCGUUAGUAUCUUCAGAUUUCAGAGAAUCACAGACAGAUGUGGCAGGAAGCUGGCCACCUCUGAACCAGGAAAGGGCCUUGCCAGCUGUGCUGGUGUCCUGCUUGCCCACUCCCAACCUCCAGAAGUGGGAGAAAUAAA
Molecule: messenger RNA, 1612 nt
Organism: Octodon degus (degu)
Lineage: Eukaryota; Metazoa; Chordata; Mammalia; Rodentia; Octodontidae
Gene: Lrrc38
Product: leucine rich repeat containing 38
Exons: 2
Cellular component (GO): voltage-gated potassium channel complex
Molecular function (GO): transmembrane transporter binding; voltage-gated potassium channel activity; potassium channel activator activity
Source: RefSeq, a predicted model, not a curated record